GGAAAGUGAGAUAGCGCGCUGUAGCGCGCGGAGCUUGACGAAUACCUAACCUCUUAUCGCACGUGCGAACGGCCAUGUUCAGCCAUGUUGCGAUUCGCCCCUGUCGCCGCGCGUUCGUGAUCGCACGCGUCGCGACGCGGGUACGUCGCCCUGAGUUAGCAGCGUUCGACUGGUUCGCACGAGGUACAAGGAGAAAGGAAAAUCAACAUGUCGUUCGGCAGCGGCUUCGGGCCGUCCACGUCAACACCUGCACCCACGUUCGCCUUCGGCACCACGCCAGCGUCCACGGCGACAGCAGUUAAACCUGUGGCAGGAUUUGGAACGCCCUCGUUUGGAUUUAGUACGCCGACUACUUCAACGCCAAGUCUGUUCGGCACGCCGUCAACACAAACAACUGGAUUCGGUACUGGCACUGGAUUUGGUACGCCAACGGCCACUGGUUUUGGUAGCGCACCUAGCACUGGUGGUUUUGGUUCUGCGCCUACGUUUGGUACCGCAUCAACCAGCGCCUUCGGCUCGGCACCGGCCUUCGGUAGUACUCCCGCUUCCUCCACCGCAACUGGAUUUGGUACAACCUCGACAUUUGGCACUCCUGUUUGUACCACGUCCGGUUUUGUUGGUUUCGGGACACCGACGACGGCGACGUUAAGUUUCGGCGGUUUUGGCGGUUUUGGUACGACCACCACUACAUCUACCCCCAGCCUGUUUAGCGGAUUUGGCACUGGAAGCACCUCUUCAACUGGUUUUGGCACAACCACAGGUUUUGGUGCAUUCGGAACCAAACCGGUUACCACCAGUGCUACUGGAUUCGGUGGAUUUGGUACAGGGACAGGAUUCACUGGAUUUGGUACUGGAUUGACACAGCCUCAGCAGCAACAGCAACAACAACAACAACAGCAGCAGCAACCUACAAAUACUGCGUCAGAAGCUCUCUAUAAUGCUGUGUUUAAUUGUCAGUUGUAUAACGAUGAGCGAGAUAAUACCAUUGCGAGGUGGAAUCUUAUUCAAGCAUUAUGGGGUACAGGAAAGGCUUACUAUUCCAUAAAUGCUCCACCUAUAGAGCUCACUCAGGAAAAUUCGUUAUGUAGAUUUAAAGCCAUUGGAUACAGUCGCAUACCUGAUGCUGACAACAACGAUGGUUUAGUAGUAUUGUGUUUUAAUAAAAAAGAAAAGGAUGUACAGGAUGGAAAGCAACAGUUAAUAGUAUUUCUCAAUGGUUUGUUGGGAAAUAAACCUAAUCUGACAGUAACUGUUGACAAUAUCAAAUCAACGGGGGAGACCAAGAGUCAAGUGACAAUAUACGUAUCAGAAAAAGGAAUUACUGGUUCUUACAGAAAAAUUCCUGCUAACGAAUUAGUCGCGUAUCUGUCGCAAGUCAUGCAAAAGCAACAGUUAGUACAGAACGGAGUGGAAGACAUAUUUCCGUUGGUAAAGCUUGAUCCGUCCCAGUUAAAAGAGUACCUAGACAAUCCACCUUGUGCUAUUGAUGCCAGAUUGUGGAAGCAAGCGCAGUUGGACAAUCCCAAUCCGGAGCUGUAUAUUCCAGUUCCAACGAUCGGUUUUCAACAAGUUAAGCACAGACUGAAAUGUCAAGAAGAGGAAACUGCUAGACACAGAGCGUUUCUAGAUAUGGCGGCUGAAAAGAUACAAGGCUUACAAAGGCAGCACACAGCUACACAAGCCCGACUUAAAGAACAUAGACGUACAUUAUUGGAACUUCAACACAGGGUUCUACAGAUACUAGUACGACAGGAGAUUACACGAAAGGUUGGAUUAUCUUUACAACCGGAGGAAGAGGUUUUAACACGUAGAUUUGAAGCAAUGCAUUCGCAAAUCAGUGCUCCAACGCAGUAUAAAGGUAGAAUUAGUGAAAUGCUCUCUCAACUCAGAAUGAGACGGCAUAUUGAUAUUCAAAACCAAGAGAGGUAUACAAUGGAUCCUAUAGCACAGGAUGAUAUUAAAACGUAUCUAAGUAUGGAGCAGCAGGGCAUGGCGCAGCUUAUUUCGACAAUAAACGCCGAUUUAGAAAGUUUAAAAGUUAUUAAGGAUGGAAUGUCAGAGCUUUUAAUGAGCCAAAGUAUAUCUUGAGGAUUGUAAUAUAUAAUAAAAUUUUUUCAUACGUCUUCUAUACAAUUAAAA
Messenger RNA from Monomorium pharaonis (pharaoh ant), 2139 nucleotides. It is a transcript of the gene Nup54, whose product is annotated as nuclear pore complex protein Nup54. The coding region runs from base 208 to 2088 and encodes 626 amino acids. Gene Ontology annotation, cellular component: nuclear pore; nuclear pore central transport channel. The transcript is spliced from 5 exons. Gene Ontology annotation, biological process: nuclear pore organization; NLS-bearing protein import into nucleus; protein localization to nuclear inner membrane. NCBI's taxonomy places the organism in Eukaryota, Metazoa, Arthropoda, Insecta, Hymenoptera, Formicidae. Gene Ontology annotation, molecular function: structural constituent of nuclear pore. The record is from RefSeq and is a predicted model, not a curated record.